ACUACAACUACCUCAGCGGAAGUAGCACAAUGCUCACACCGUCGGGUCACAUUGGGAGCGUUUUGUAAUGCUGUGAGUGGCUCCACUACAAUGGAAGUAACUAAAACAGAGGAGAUCCAUUUGAGACAUGUGGAAACGGACGUACUCAUUCCCAAAAUGAUGAGGGAAAAAGCCAAGAUACGCUGCGCUGAUAGGGUUGAAGCUUUCAACCAUUGCUGCAAAGAAUCAGGCUUUUUCAUGGUGUUCAAGUGUCGAGAGGAGAACGCCGCCCUGAAGGACUGUCUGACACAACAUUACAAGGACCCAGAAUUUUUCGAAAUUUGUAAACAAGAAUACAUCCAGGAAAAAAUGGAGUAUGAGAAGACGGGGAUCCCAGCAAAGAAUAGACAACAAAAGAUCCCGACCAGCAUGUAACUAAUGCAUGACAGAUUUGAUUGUUCUUUUCUUGAUUGUGGAUGUUCUAGGUUCAGUUCAUAGUGACUAUUGAGGAGAGAAAGAGUCUAUUCAGACAGCUACAAACUCUAUUUAUCAUAACAAAAAUUACCUUCUGUUUUUAAGGAGGUGUUUUUUCUCUUUUUGUCUGUGUAAAACGACAUCACUGAUAAUAAAAACUGUCCAUAGCUUUUAU
Messenger RNA from Corythoichthys intestinalis (scribbled pipefish), 628 nucleotides. RefSeq names its product C-x(9)-C motif containing 1 (gene cmc1). The coding region runs from base 91 to 414 and encodes 107 amino acids. The transcript is spliced from 4 exons. Lineage: Eukaryota; Metazoa; Chordata; Actinopteri; Syngnathiformes; Syngnathidae. Gene Ontology annotation, cellular component: mitochondrion. The record is from RefSeq and is a predicted model, not a curated record.